This is a messenger RNA of Lonchura striata (white-rumped munia), 2717 nucleotides long. The record is from RefSeq and is a predicted model, not a curated record. NCBI's taxonomy places the organism in Eukaryota, Metazoa, Chordata, Aves, Passeriformes, Estrildidae.
AUGGGGAAUAACCUGAGUGUGCCAGAGGAAGCUGAGGAUGACAACACCUGCACAGUGAAGAGUUUCCAGCCUCUCCCGGAGUCUCCUGAAAGUAUUACCAAUGGAUCCGUGGUGUUUGUCCAGACCCCUCCCCUGGCAGUGAAUGGUGAAGCGGUCGCAGCCGUGCCUCUGGCAGAGCCCGGCCCCGGUGCCCGGGCGGGCGGGCAGAGCGGCGGGAGCGCUGCCAGCAGAGCCCAGCCGGCUGCCAGGCUCCGCUCCCCGCCCUUCUUCCCCUGGGCUGUGCCAGGCCGUGCCGAGGAGCCCGCCGUGCCACCAGCCCCCCGAGAGGCCGCCCUCGGUGCCACCAGGCUGAACGGAGCCCCGAGCGAGGGCACGGAGGCGCCCCACCAGGGAACCCUCGAGGGAACCCGUGCCAAGCUGGGCCAGGACGCCGAGCUCGCGGGGACGCCUGAGGGACACGAUGUGGCCGCCCCAAAGGGCAGGCAAGUGACGCUCCUCGACAGGAUCUUCAGGCUGGAGAAGGGCAAGGGAAGGACACAGAGUGACCCCCAGGAGGGAAGGCAGAGCUUGGAUGAUCCCGAUGGGAGCAUCGCGGCCGGCGCGCCCAACGGGGUCCUGCUGGGAAAGGAGCUAGAUGAGUGCAGGCAAAAGGAGCUCGGGCAGGACUCUGCAGGUGACCGGAGCCCGGCUGCUGCAGCAGCUGGCAGGGCACAGGUGGAGCAGGGCAGUGCCCAGGCAGCUGCAGGACAGGGCUCAGUCAUGAGCUUCCUCAGAACACUGGUCUCCUCAAGCAAAGCUGAAGCCAAAAGUGAUUCUGAAGAUAAGGGCUCCAGGGCGGAGAAGGGCCCUGGGGGACAGCCUGGCCCGAAGGCAGCCGCAGGAUCCCCCUCCAAAGGAGCCAAGAAAAAGAAGGCAGAGAGCCCCAAAAAGCUGGGCCACAGCACCUUUAGCAAACUCUUUAGGCACAAGGCUGAGAAAGAAACCCAGCAGACAGCCAACACCAAACUCCUCAGGGCUGGAGUCAGGAGGUUGCUGCCACUGUGUUUGGCCCCGCAGAACUGCUCGGAAGAAGCAGAGGCCGCGGGCAGGGAGAAGGCAGAGGCGGCUCCCGAGGCGGCGGCUCCGGCCCGGGACGAGAGCGAGAGCGCGGAGAGCGCCGGGGCCAAGCCGCGAGCGGCCGAGAGCAGAACGCCCAAGGCAAACCUCAGGAAGUUCUUCAAGCUGACUCUGAACGCCACGGAGAAGCCUCUUGCCCCACCCGAGAGCGACCCUGGGGGCCCAAGGAGCAAAGAGGGCUCCAAAGACAAGAAAUCCACGCUGGAGCUGGGCAAGCAGAAGGGCAAGGAGCAGCCAGAGCCCCGGGAGCAGCCAGCACCUGAGCCCGACUCCAUCCACAACGGCGGCGACAGCAAGGAGCCCUCCUACAAGAAGACAGAGAAGAGGCAGUCCCUGGGAGGGUUUUUUAAAGGCCUUGGCUCCAAAAGGAUGUCGGAUGCUGAAGUGCAGACAGAUCCCGUGUCCAUCCUCCCUGCUGGGAAAUCCAAGUAGUGCCCAGCCGUGGCUGCUGAAGGGAGGCUCAGCAGCUCUCGGGGAGCUCCUGGCAGCAGAAAUUACUCCUUCCUGGCAGCAGGAAUGACUCCCUUCUGGCAGCAGGAAUGACUCCCUUCUGGAAGCAGAAAUGACUCCUUUCUGGCAGCAGGAAUAACUCCUUUUCCUCCCCACGCUGCCACAAACCCCCGAGGCUGAAGCAAACCCCGGGGUAUCACUGCAGGUAGUCACUGGCAGGGUUUGUUGCUCACCUGUAGAAAGCAGCUCUAAAGAUCCCCAUGAAAUGUGUUAAAGGUAAGGUGCUGUGGAUGAAGUGAGUUAAGUGGAGGGUAAGUUAGGUAUGAGGGUGGCAGAGAAUUCAAUAAAUGGCAGGAAAAGCAGAGAAUCUGCCAGAGCUGCACAAGGUUACCACCGGUUUCAUAUAGGAUUUUUCAGCCCAUUGUGAUUUACAGAAUUCAAUGAAUGGCACAGAAAAGCAAAGCACGUGGCAGAGGAUGGCAGCGAGGCCCGGGCAGAGGAUCCUUCACUUGAGAGAGCUCGAGGGCAGCCAGGAAAGCACAAAUCCCCUGCGAAAUGUUCUGCUGCAGCCGAACAGCAGCUCAGUGGCUUUGCUGGGGUUCCCGCAGAGCUGAAGUGCAGCGGAGCCUUCAGCCCGACCCAGCCCCUGGUGACCCAGCCCUGCUCCCCCGGCUCAUCAGUGGAAAUUAAAGCGCUAAAAUGCAAAGGCUUGACGCCAUUGAGGCGGCUCCUCUCCUGGCCGGGCGGGUGGGAUAACUAAUUAAAAGCUAUUUAAGGUUCUAAUAGGACGCAAGAGGGCAGCCACAUCCCCUAACGCCGGGCUGUGCCUGCCAGCCCGCAAUUAAUGUUCCUUAGGUCGUAGGAAACUUUAGUUGUUCAUCCCGAUGUUUGUUUAUAUCCAUACUUGUAAUUAAUCCUAAUAAAAGCCAAAAUCAAAGCUGCCCAGGCAGCUCUCUGCUUCACAAGACUCCUGUAAUAACUGUAGUUAAUAAAUUUUACAGAAAAUUAAGAUUUCUGCUCGUUCCAUCCUAGCCUGUAUAGGGAGCCAGGGACCUGACGUUUUAAUCCACACUGAUCUUAAUGAUGCAAUACUGUAUAUUUUGACAUCCUUAUCUUUAAAUAAACUAAUACUUAUCCUUUGAAACAAAAAA